This is a messenger RNA of Porites lobata, 3647 nucleotides long. The record is from the annotation of a GenBank genome assembly. Lineage: Eukaryota; Metazoa; Cnidaria; Anthozoa; Scleractinia; Poritidae.
GUUGUCACCGUUCUCAUCGUUGUCUCUGUUGUCAUCGUUGUCACUUUUGUCACCGUUGUCGUCGUUGCCACUGUUGUCAUCGUUUUCACUGUUGUCACCGUUGUCACUGUUGUCAUCGUUGUCACUGUUCUCACUGUUGUCAUCGUUGUCACUGUUCUCAUGGUUGUCACUGUUGUCACCGUUGUCAUCGUUUUCACUGUUGUGAUUGUUUUCACUGUUGUCACUUUUGUCAUCGUUGUCACUUUUGUCAUCGUUGUUACUUUUGUCACUGUUGUCACCAUUGUCACUGUUGUCACUGUUGUCACCGUUGUCACCGUUGUAAUCGUUGUCACUGUUGUCACUGUUGUCACGGUUGUCACCAUUGUCAUUGUAUUCAUCGUUUUCACUAUUGUGACCGUUGUCACUGUUGUCACCGUUGUCAUCGUUGUUACUGUUGUCACUUUUGUCGCCGUUGUCACCGUUGUCACCGUAGUCACUGUUGUCGCUGUUCUCACCGUGGUCACUGUUGUCACCGUUGUCACUGUUGUCACCAUUGUCACCGUUGUCACUGUUGUCACUGUUGUCACCGUUGUGACUGUUGUCACCGUUCUCAUCGUUGUCUCUGUUGUCAUCGUUGUCACUGUUGUCACCAUUUUCACUGUUGUCGCUGUUGUCACCUUUGUCACCGUUGUCACUUUUGUCACCGUUUUCAUCGUUGUCACUUUUGUCAUCGUUGUCACUGUUGUCACCGUUUUCACUUUUGUCACCGUUGUCAUCGUUGUCACUCUUGUCAUCGUUGUCACUGUUGUCACCGUUGUCACUGGUGUCACCGUUGUCAUCGUUGUCACUGUUGUUAUCGUUGUCACUGUUGUCACCGUUGUCACUGUUCUUACUGUUGUCUACGUUGUCACUGUUGUCACCGUUGUCACUGUUGUCACUGUUGUUACCGUUGUCACUGUUGUCAUCGUUGUCACUGUUGUCAUCGUUGUCACUGUUGUCACCGUUGUCACUGUUCUUACUGUUGUCACCGUUGUCACUGUUUUCACCGUUGUCGCCGUUGUCACUGUUUUCACCGUUGUCAUCGUUGUCACUAUUGUCAUCGUUGUCACUGUUGUCACCGUUGUCACCGUUGUCACUGUUGUCACCGUUGUCUUCGUUGUCACUGUUGUCACUCUUGUCACCGUUGUCACUGUUGUCAACGUUGUCACCGUUGUCACUGUUGUGACCAUUUUCACCGUGUCACGGUUGUCACUGUUGUCACCGUUGUCACUGUUUUCACCGUUGUCACCGUUGUUACCGUUGUCGUUGUUGUUACUGUUGUGACCGUUGUCACUGUUGUCAUUGUUAUCACUUUUUUCACUCUUUUUACCGUUGUCACUUUUGUCACUGUUGUCCCCGUGGUCACUGUUUUCACUGUUGUCACGGUUGUCAGUGUUGUCAUUGUUGUCACCGCUGUCACCGUUUUCACCGUGUUACCGUUGUCACUGUUGUCUCCGUUGUUACCGUUGUCACCGUUGUCACUGUUGUCACCGUUGUCACCGUUUUCACUAUUGUCACUAUUUUCACGAUUGCCACUGUUGUUACCGUUGUCACCGUUGUCGUUUUUGUUACUGUUGUCACUGUUGUCAUUGUUGUUACCCUUGUCACUGUUGUCACUGUUGUCACUUUUGUCGCCGUUGUCACCGUAGUCACUGUUGUCGCUGUUCUCACCGUGGUCACUGUUGUCACCGUUGUCACUGUUGUCACCGUUGUCACUGUUGUCACCGUUGUCACUGUUGUCACUGUUGUCCCCGUUGUGACUGUUGUCACCGUUGUCAGCGUUGUCUCUGUUGUCAUCGUUGUCACUGAUGACACCAUUUUCACUGUUGUCACGGUUGUCACCAUUGUCAUUGUAUUCAUCGUUUUCACUAUUGUGACCGUUGUCACUGUUGUCACCGUUGUCAUCGUUGUUACUGUUGUCACUUUUGUCGCCGUUGUCACCGUUGUCACCGUAGUCACUGUUGUCGCUGUUCUCACCGUGGUCACUGUUGUCACCGUUGUCACUGUUGUCACCAUUGUCACCGUUGUCACUGUUGUCACUGUUGUCACCGUUGUGACUGUUGUCACCGUUCUCAUCGUUGUCUCUGUUGUCAUCGUUGUCACUGUUGUCACCAUUUUCACUGUUGUCGCUGUUGUCACCUUUGUCACCGUUGUCACUUUUGUCACCGUUUUCAUCGUUGUCACUUUUGUCAUCGUUGUCACUGUUGUCACCGUUUUCACUUUUGUCACCGUUGUCAUCGUUGUCACUCUUGUCAUCGUUGUCACUGUUGUCACCGUUGUCACUGGUGUCACCGUUGUCAUCGUUGUCACUGUUGUUAUCGUUGUCACUGUUGUCACCGUUGUCACUGUUCUUACUGUUGUCUACGUUGUCACUGUUGUCACCGUUGUCACUGUUGUCACUGUUGUUACCGUUGUCACUGUUGUCAUCGUUGUCACUGUUGUCAUCGUUGUCACUGCUGUCACCGUUGUCACUGUUCUUACUGUUGUCACCGUUGUCACUGUUUUCACCGUUGUCGCCGUUGUCACUGUUUUCACCGUUGUCAUCGUUGUCACUAUUGUCAUCGUUGUCACUGUUGUCACCGUUGUCACCGUUGUCACUGUUGUCACCGUUGUCUUCGUUGUCACUGUUGUCACUCUUGUCACCGUUGUCACUGUUGUCAACGUUGUCACCGUUGUCACUGUUGUGACCAUUUUCACCGUGUCACGGUUGUCACUGUUGUCACCGUUGUCACUGUUUUCACCGUUGUCACCGUUGUUACCGUUGUCGUUGUUGUUACUGUUGUGACCGUUGUCACUGUUGUCAUUGUUAUCACUUUUUUCACUCUUUUUACCGUUGUCACUUUUGUCACUGUUGUCCCCGUGGUCACUGUUUUCACUGUUGUCACGGUUGUCAGUGUUGUCAUUGUUGUCACCGCUGUCACCGUUGUCACCGUGUUACCGUUGUCACUGUUGUCUCCGUUGUUACCGUUGUCACCGUUGUCACUGUUGUCACCGUUGUCACCGUUUUCACUAUUGUCACUAUUUUCACGAUUGCCACUGUUGUUACCGUUGUCACUGUUGUCAUUGUUGUUACCCUUGUCACUGUUGUCACUGUUGUCACUUUUGUCGCCGUUGUCACCGUAGUCACUGUUGUCGCUGUUCUCACCGUGGUCACUGUUGUCACCGUUGUCACUGUUGUCACCGUUGUCACUGUUGUCACCGUUGUCACUGUUGUCACUGUUGUCCCCGUUGUGACUGUUGUCACCGUUGUCAGCGUUGUCUCUGUUGUCAUCGUUGUCACUGAUGACACCAUUUUCACUGUUGUCACGGUUGUCACCUUUGUCACCGUUGUCACUUUUGUCACCGUUGUCAUCGUUGUCACUGUUGUCAUCGUUGUCACUGUUGUCACUGUUUUCACUUUUGUCACCGUUGUCAUCGUUGUCACUCUUGUCACCGUUGUCACCGUUGUCAGUGUUGUCACCGUUGUCAUCGUUGUCACUGUUGUCACCGUUGUCACUGUUCUUACUGUUGUCACCGUUGGCACUGUUGUCACCGUUGUCACUGUUGUCACUGUUGUUACCGUUGUCACUGUUGUCACCGUUGUCAUCGUUGUCACUGUUGUCAUCGUUGUCACUGUUGUCUCCGUUGUC